AGCGAGCUGCUUAGUACACUAGCAAAGCGUUAGUUUGCUAAAUUCAAAAAGGAUCGCAGGAGACGUUGACGGAGAUCAGCGACUUUCGUAUAGACUGUAUAGUUCGGGCCACUAACACAAGCAGAAAACAAAGCCUUUAAAAUGUGUUGUUUACGCGUAUCUAUUCUAUUGUUAUUAGUGUGGCAAUUCGCUGUAUAUCGGACGCAAGGUUAUGCCAUUCAUCACGAGCCUAGCGAGCGCCACAUGCAUCCGAUAUUUAAUUUCAAGGCCGCUGCGCCUUCUCACUCCAUGCAGAAACGCUCCAUGCCAAUUAUUAACUUUGAUGCACCCAUAACGGAAGAAGAAUAUUCGCAUUACUGGAAUUCAAUUGCACAGAAUAUACUGGAAAAGCAGAUUGCCGAGAAGUCAAAACUAAAUAUGAAUCUUGCAAAAAAUAUUAUAUUCUUCCUCGGCGAUGGCAUGUCCAUACCAACCUUGACAGCUGGGCGCGUCUAUUUAGGCGGCGAGGAAAGGCAAUACAGCUUCGAGCGUUUCCCCUAUGUGGGUCUCAGUAAGACCUACUGCACCAAUACCCAGGUCGCCGACUCUGCUUGCACCGCCACCGCUUAUCUGGGUGGUGUUAAAACCAACUACGGCACAAUAGGUGUAUCCGCUGCCAUCGAGCCGAAUGAUUGUCUAGGUCAAAACAACAGUCAACAUCACGUCAUUUCUAUAGCCGCAUGGGCACAACAACACGGCAUGGCAACUGGCCUGGUUACCACCACGUCAGUAACACACGCCUCCCCAGCUGGCGUUUACGCACAUAUUGCCAAUCGUAAUUGGGAGAAUGAUGCGGAGGUGUUAUCCGAUAACGGCGAUCCGCUUGUGUGCACCGAUAUCGCCGCUCAACUGGUGCAAGGUGACGUAGGUCGUAAAUUGAAUGUUAUUUUGGGUGGCGGCCGUAAACACUUUCUACCGAACACCGAGCGCGAAUUAGAAGGCGAAUUGGGUCAGAGGUUGGAUGGCCGCAAUUUGAUUAAGGAAUGGCAGGGCAUGCAUGGUAAUACGGCAAAGUAUGUGCAGACGCGUAGCGAGCUGCUGAAUCUACCAGCUUCUACCUCGCGCGUCAUGGGUCUUUUUGGCGCCAAUCACUUGCCCUUCCAUCUCGAUGCCGACGCCACACAAACGCCCUCACUCGCCGAGAUGACUUCAGUCGCAUUGGACAUUUUGGAACGUCAAAGCAACGGUCGCGGUUUCUUCCUAUUCGUUGAAGGCGGUCGCAUUGAUCACGCACAUCAUGACACGCUCGCCAUGAAAGCGCUCGACGAGACGGCCGAAUUCGAUAAGGCCAUCACUUUGGCACGCUCACGCACCGACGAGCGCAAUACACUCACCGUCGUUACGUCCGAUCAUUCGCACACUAUGUCCGUUGCUGGCUACUCAUCACGGAAGAAUGAUAUUAUUGGCGUUAAUAACGGCCAGCUGGGUGAUGAUCAUCUGCCCUAUGCCACACUCAGUUAUGCCAAUGGUCCUGGUUUCGAAUACAAUGUGCUCAGGGCGAAUGGUGCCAUUAAACGUAAGAAUCUGCACAAAAUCGACAUGAAGAACAAAGACUAUCAGUUCCCUUCGAUGGUGCCACUGGAAUCGGAAACGCAUGGUGGCGACGAUGUAGGCGUGUUUGCGAGCGGUCCCUUUGCGCAUCUCUUCACCGGUAACUACGAGCAAAACUUCUUGCCACAUGCGAUUGCCUACGCGGCGUGUUUGCAGAGUGACACAAGCGUGAGAAGAACGGCGUGUACAGAUGGAGUGCUAAAAGCGAGAGAUUGAAUGGCGACGGUAGAAAGGGGGUUGGGAAGGAAGCACCUAAUGCGUUAGAUUUGCUACAAUAUUCAUUACCAUUUAGUUUAUUUAUUGUAUUUAUAUACACAUACAUACAUAUGUAGGGGAUGAUGCAUAGUCAAAUUCAGGAAAUCAUGUACUUAAAAAAUAAGCAACCAAAUACAUAAUCUAUGAGGAGCACCACGCAUAAAAGUGGUGCCUCCCAUUGGACAAUUUAAAUCG
Anastrepha obliqua is the source of this 2040-nucleotide messenger RNA. RefSeq names its product alkaline phosphatase. The transcript is spliced from 4 exons. Gene Ontology annotation, molecular function: alkaline phosphatase activity. Gene Ontology annotation, biological process: dephosphorylation. The record is from RefSeq and is a predicted model, not a curated record. The coding region runs from base 142 to 1806 and encodes 554 amino acids. NCBI's taxonomy places the organism in Eukaryota, Metazoa, Arthropoda, Insecta, Diptera, Tephritidae.